Molecule: messenger RNA, 1743 nt
Organism: Indicator indicator
Lineage: Eukaryota; Metazoa; Chordata; Aves; Piciformes; Indicatoridae
Product: extracellular tyrosine-protein kinase PKDCC-like
Exons: 7
Coding region: 1-1743 (580 amino acids)
Biological process (GO): protein phosphorylation
Molecular function (GO): ATP binding; non-membrane spanning protein tyrosine kinase activity
Source: RefSeq, a predicted model, not a curated record
AUGUGUUCUGCGGUAGCUUUACCGAGACUGCCGGUAUUCACGCCCACCAAAUCAGUGCGUAUUGCUGUCAACUGCCGCGCUGGAAUAGCGGGGCGGGCGCCUGCCGGGACGUGCCGCUCACUGCUAGCAGCUCCGAUUCCCACUCCGUGCCCACCUCUAUCAGAAUCGCUUCAGCUCCACCACCGCCCGUCCUGCCCUCCCCGUGCGCCUGCGGACGCCCGUCGGGCAGCGGCUGUCCUACAGGGCCGCACCGGCGGCGGUGGGUGGGUGCGCCCGGCGGCGGGGUUCCCGCCCUCCCGCCCCGCCCCGUCGGCGGCUCUCGCUUUCUCGGCACUGCAGAGAGCGGGCGGCAGAGCGGCCGGAGGCUGCUGCGGCGCAGUCCCGCGUCCCAUGGCAGUGGCGGAGACGGGCGAGGCGCGGCGGAGCGCCCGGCUGAGCGCGGUGGUGCUGCUGGCGCUAGCGCUGCUGGCGCUGCUGGCCGGCCGCCGCGGUGGCGGUGAGGGGCAGCUGGCCUCCCCGCCGCCGCCGCUCCCUCUCCCGCCGGGCUUGCGGGAGGAGCUGUGGCAGAGGCAACGCGACCUGCGACGCCUGGCAGCAGCGGCGGGCGGCGGGGAGGCGUUGGAGGGCGGGUUAGGCUGCGGCGACCUGAGUCUGGCGACGGGCGUCACCGUGCUGGGCUGGGGCUUCACCAAAGUGGUGGCGCGGGCGGCGCUGGCGGGCGGUGGGGCUGUGGCCCUCAAGUCGGUGCACGGGGCGGGCCGGGAGGUGCGGCAGUGCGUGCAGCGCUACGGGGCGCCGGCGGGCUGCCGCCGCCUGGCCGCCUACAAGCUGAUGAAGGAGGUGACGCUGCUGCAGCGCCUGCAGCAUCCCGGCAUCGUGCAGCUACAAGGCCAAUGCUAUGAUAAUAGCAGAGAUCCUGAAAUAGGAGUCACAGCUAUGUUGGAGCUGGGAUCGCCCCUGGAAAUGAUUCAGCUUCUGCAGACCCCCUGGGAGGAGAGAUUUAAAAUUUGCCUGAGUCUUGUGAAACUGCUGUUUUACUUGGCACAUUCCCCCCUGGGUUCAAUAGUCCUCUUGGAUUUCCAGCCGAGGCAGUUUGUUAUGGUGAAUGGAAACCUAAAAGUGACAGACAUGGAUGAUGCCAGCACUGAGGAACUGUCGUGCAAGGAAGAUAAUGACUGCACACUCGACUUCCCUACAAAAAGCUUCCCUCUCAAAUGCUCUGCAGUUGGGAAAUGUGAAGGAAUAAAUGAAAAGAAGAAUCUUUUCAAUGCAUACCGGUAUUUUUUCACCUACCUCUUGCCACACUCUGCACCAGCAGCUUUGCAGCCCUUUUUGAGUGACAUUCUGAAUGCAACAGGUGAUUUACGAUACGGAAUAAAUGAAACUCUCAAAGCUUUUGAAAAGGUUUUACAUCUGUACAAGUCUGGGCUCUACUUGCAGAAAAGACCUCUUCUUUUAAAAGACUACAUCUCUGUGAAGGGCUUCCGAAUAGCGGAAGGAGGAGACUACAAGUGCUGGCCCUCCUACAGCCACCUGGGAUGCCUGCUCUCCGUUCACAGUGCUGAGGAAGCUGCUGCAAUUUGCAACUCCCAAUCCCGGUGUCAAAGUUUUAUCAUCACCCAGGAGAGGACAUGGACAGGACGCCCUCUUGCCUCGUUUCAGAGCAGCCUGACUGAUUUAAUACCAGAUGCUAAUGCUGUAGUCUAUAUUAAACAAUCGUCUUCCUCAGGAGAAAGACUUUAA